AUGCCCUCAGAUAAUGAUAUCCAAACCCUUCAAGAGAUGGGUUUUAGCCGCAAACAGGCCAUUGAGGCACUAGAAGCCACUGGAAACGAUGUAACCAAUGCAAUUGCACAUUUGUUUGGAGAUUUGCCCCCGGCUCCGCCCUCCCUUCCUCUGCGAGACUCAAGCGUUCAACCUCAGACAUCGGUGCAGAUCAGAAACCCCAACGAGAUCCCGCAGUUUGUCGGCGAAUACGCAAGCUCCGCUGGCUCUGAUCCUUUUGCAGAUUAUCCAUCUCUACAAAAACCUGGUUAUUCUGAGGAGUGGGACGCAAAUGAAACUACCAUCAAGGAAUCCGACGAGGUCGACUUGGUUCAUAUAGAGGACCAGAAUGGAAGCGAGAGUGUUUCAAUUCAACAGGAAAUUGAACGCAGUGACACUCUGGACUCUGACAUGAGUUUUGCUCUUCCAGAGAACAUCAAAACUGAACGUAAUUUAUUUCCUAUGAUCCUUGCCAAGGACCAGAAGAAUAAAUGUUGGCCUCCGUUGCUUUCGAUUCUUUGCUCAUAUCUCCCAUUUGCUAAAGCCGUCUUGGAAGCUGAUGCGACUGAUGAUGUUGUGAAAGAUCUACAGAGAAUUGUUUACUUUUUUAUGCACUAUAGUGAAAGCAAACGGUGGUAUAUUGACGCAAGCCGCAUAACGGAAGCCUUCCUGCGUGAAGCAAACUUUCAGUUUAUGGAUGAAGAGGUGGUGUUGCGGAUGAUAGAGAAGCUUGUAGCCACAGUUCCCACCCUACGGGACAUCUUCGUGACAUUAAUCGAGACCUCCGACGAUGAGAACAAGGCAGACUUGAUGGUAUUGGAAGUCGAGUCUGACAGUAGAUUGCCUACAUUGUAUGAAACUCUCAACGAGAUGAUUUGGCACAAGGAUUUUUCCAUGUUGGGCUGCGUGAAGUUCGAUACCGUGGCUCCUCUCAUGACCUAUCAAUUAGUAUGUGACGAAGAAACAUAUACUACACCUUUCGAUCUCUGUGAGAUCCACUAUCCAGAGAUCUACAGCGCUCUGUAUGUUGACACAAUCAAAGAGCAGAUAGAGCUUAUCAAACAGGCACAAACUGCACACCAUGAACUGGCUAGAAAGCUCAUGGGAUUGAAUUUCUUCGAGGGGAAGCGAAUUGAUAACAUGUUGGAUGCAUCUAAAACAGCUCUCGCAAAUUUGUCGAAUGGCGUGAGUGAAGACCUAUCGUCGCUUAAGUCCCAACUCAGCGAACUUCGUACCACUGAGCUAGCUAAUCAAAGCAAAUACAAGGAAACAGCUUCACCAGAAAGGCUUAAGUCUUUCGAUAAGAUUAUUUUGGCUAAUCCUCAAUUGAAAGCCUAUAUUCUUAUUGGAGUCAUUAUUUCAGAAAGCAAAUUCUAUGUUCGGUCUAAUAAUCAAUGGAUUCAAAUGGAAGACAAUGAAGCAAUCGAAUUUGAUGAAGUGAAGGAGAUCGUCCGUGAUGUGAGCCGGAGAGGUCCUCAUGUGAUCACUCUCAUCUACGCUGACUCCACCACAUUGAUCAAGUCAGAGAACGAAAUAACAACAGAUCCAUUAGAAAGCGCCUCUAGCGACUUGAUUGAACUAGAUUCGGCAAGUCUCGAACUACAAGCUUGUAAAUCCGAAGGUUCCGCAGAGGUAACCGAGUUCCCAGAGGUAACUCAUGAGCCACAAGAACUAAAAAAAAUUGAAAAAGCUGAGGCAGAGCCCACUGACCUAACUGAAGUGCCAGAAAAAAGUCAGACCAAAGAAAAUUCAACUAUUAGGGUAAAGCCUGAAUUGGCGCAACAAUUUGCCGCCGAGGAAUCCGACGUGUCUAUCUAUUAA
Australozyma saopauloensis is the source of this 1839-nucleotide messenger RNA. RefSeq lists its product as uncharacterized. Gene Ontology annotation, biological process: protein deubiquitination. Gene Ontology annotation, molecular function: protein binding. NCBI's taxonomy places the organism in Eukaryota, Fungi, Ascomycota, Pichiomycetes, Serinales, Metschnikowiaceae. The record is from RefSeq and is a predicted model, not a curated record. The transcript has a single exon. Gene Ontology annotation, cellular component: cytosol; nucleus. The coding region runs from base 1 to 1839 and encodes 612 amino acids.